Acanthisitta chloris (rifleman) is the source of this 3210-nucleotide messenger RNA. RefSeq names its product beta-1,4-N-acetyl-galactosaminyl transferase 4 (gene B4GALNT4). The record is from RefSeq and is a predicted model, not a curated record. Gene Ontology annotation, cellular component: Golgi cisterna membrane. Gene Ontology annotation, molecular function: acetylgalactosaminyltransferase activity. The annotation marks the transcript as partial. The transcript has 21 exons. Lineage: Eukaryota; Metazoa; Chordata; Aves; Passeriformes; Acanthisittidae.
AUGACUAAGCCACAGAUCAUCGUGGGGGGAAUGACACUGUCCGUGUCACUCCAUGCCGGCCUGCGGCCUCGGCACGAUGGUGAGAGGCCUGGGGAGGUGAUGGAUCCCGGCCGGCGCACAGCAGCGGCCUCGGCAGCACGGAGGAGGAAAGCUGAGGACUCCAGCGAGAGCCAUGAGGAGGAUCUCAUGAACGACGGGCAGGACAUGGAUGGCUGGUUUUCCAGAGGCCAACGUUCCAACCGAGUCACCACCCACCCCAGACUCAACCUGACCAAGGAACCUUUGCCCUGGAAUGAGCAGUAUAAAGGGAAGGCAAACUUGCACGUCUUCGAGGACUGGUGUGGUGGGGCCGUGAGGCACCUGAGGAAGAAUCUCCAUUUCCCGCUUUUUCCCCAUACCCGCACCACAGUGAAGAAGUUGGCUGUGUCACCCAAGUGGAAGAACUAUGGGCUGAGGAUUUUUGGCUACAUCCAUCCCUUCAAGGAUGGGGAUUUCCAGUUUUCUGUGGCAUCAGAUGACAACUCAGAGUUCUGGCUCAGCUCCGAUGACAGUCCGUCCAACUCCCGCCUGGUUGCUUCUGUGGGCAAGCUGGGCACUGAGUGGACAGCACCAGGAGAGUUCACCAAGUUCAGCUCCCAAGUCUCCAAGCCCUUACGCCUUAUGUCCUCCCGACGCUACUACUUCGAGCUGCUCCACAAGCAGGACGACAGGGGCUCGGACCACGUGGAGGUUGGAUGGCGAGUUUUCCUCCCCAGCUUGAAGUUCGAGGUGAUUGACUCCUCCUACAUCUCUCUGUACACAGAUGAGUCGUCCCUGAAGAUGAACCAUGUGGAGCACAUACCACAGACCUUGGCCAGCCACAGUGGGAGCCACCUCUGGGAGGCCCAGCAGGAUGAGCAUGGGGCUGACAUGCUGAAGGCUGACCCCAGGGACACCUUUUUUCUCACCCCUGCCAUCGAGGCCUCCCGAGUGGAGAACGUGCUGGUGCCCUGUGCCUACAGCCCCACCUACGUGGUGAAGGACUUCCCCAUCGCCCGCUACCAGGGCCUGCAGUUCGUCUACCUCUCGUUCGUGUACCCCAACGACUACACACGCCUCACUCACAUGGAGACAGAGAACAAGUGCUUCUACAGGGAGUCCCCCCUCUACCUGGAGAAGUUUGGAUUCUAUAAGUACAUGAAGAUGGAUGAGGAGGAGGAGGAGGAUCCGCGGCAGCGAGCGUUUCUCUUCCUCAGCCCAGACAGUGAGUCAGUGCCCCUGCUGGCCCCGGGGUGGCUGGGCAUGCUGCCCUCCGGGAUCCCCACGGCCAGGAGGACCCUGUGCCGGAGCAGGGCCCAGGCCGGGCACUCCGCUGGCUGCCGCAGGAGCCUGGCGAGGCUGAGGAGGAUGAAUUGGGGCUGCUGGCAUCCCCCAAGCACGGGCCCGGGGCAGCCCCACCUCUCUGUGCCUAUUUUCGGUGGCCAAGCCAAAACACCAAGUCCCAGUAAGCCAACAGACCCCAGUGAGGACAAGAAGCCCCGGAAAACCCAGGAGAAGGUGUACGUGACCCGGCUGCAGCCUGGGAAGCGCAGGGCCCCAGCCCAGGAGCCAGCCUUUCCUGGCAUCUUCCUGUACCCAAAGCCUCUGAAGAGAGUCCACCUCCACUCCAGGGCCCCUCAGAAGCAUCCAAUUUCCCCCAGCAAGCUCCGAGCUGUCCCUGGCCACCGGAGCCCCUGGCUCCUGCACAGCAUCUCCAAGGAGAGGGACCCUACCAGGCGGAAGGGUGGCAGGAGGUGGGCUCGGCCACCUAAGCAGCAGACACUGCCCAGCCUGCUUGCUCUGGGGACUGAGGGGCUCUUCAGCCAAGAGACCCAUGAGGACACAACCACUGCCCCAGGCAGGACAGCAGCUACCACUGAUUACAACUCCUCCGAGGCCACCCACUCGGAGGGGACACGGGUGACAUCCUUUCUGAAGAUGUCAGAAACUACAGCAUCACAGCAGGAGGAGGGCAAGGGCCAGGAGGAGGAGGAGGAGGAGGAAGAGGAGGUGUCAGAUUACUCCUACGAAGCAGGGGAGCUGCAGCAGGGCUGGCUGGAGGACUCCAUCAACUGGCAGCGGACGUUCAGCGUCAGCUCGGUGGACUUCGAGCUGCUGCGCUCUGACUGGAACGACCUGCGCUGCAAUGUGUCAGGCAACCUGCAGCUGAGUGAGAGCGAGGUGGUGGACGUGGUGGCACAGUACAUGGAGAGGCUGAACGAGAAGAAUGGAGGCAUCUACACCCUCCUGAGGAUCAUCAAUGUGGAGAAGCGCCGGGACACAGCACGAGGGAACCGGUACCUGCUGGAGUUGGAGCUGGCAGAGCGUGGCCAGCGCACGGUGCGUCUCUCUGAGUAUGUCUAUGUCCUCCUGCACCAGGGCAAGCAGGAUGACAGUGCUGAGGCCAACCCUGAGGGGCUGGCCCUGGGGGCAACUGAGCCCCAACCCAGUGCCUGGAGCAUCCUCUAUGGAAAACCCAUCCUGUGCCGGCCUCUGCGGCUCAGCUGGAGACAGGACGUCAUGGUGCACUUUGUGGUGCCAGUGAAGAACCAAGCUCGCUGGGUGCAGCAGUUCAUCUCGGACAUGGCCGACCUCUACGGGGCUACAAAGGAUGCCAACUUCAAUGUCAUCCUGGUGGACUUUGACAGUGAGGACAUGGAUGUGGAGAAAGCCCUGCAGGAUGCACGGCUGCCCCGAUACCAGUACCUGCGGCGCACAGGGAACUUCGAGCGCUCGGCCGGGCUGCAGGCCGGCGUGGACGUCGUGGAGGACGAGCACAGCAUUGUGUUCCUCUGCGACCUGCACAUCCAUUUCCCUCCCGACAUCCUGGACAGCAUCCGGAAGCACUGCGUGGAGGGCAAACUGGCCUAUGCGCCCAUCGUCAUGCGGCUCAGCUGCGGCAGCUCACCCCGGGAGCCCAAUGGCUACUGGGAGGUGAAUGGCUUCGGCCUCUUCGGCAUCUACAAGUCAGACUUCGACCGCGUGGGAGGGAUGAACACGGAGGAGUUCCGGGACCGCUGGGGUGGGGAGGACUGGGAGCUCCUGGACAGGGUGCUCCAGAGCGGGCUGGAGGUGGAGCGCUUGCGCCUCAGGAACUUUUACCACUACUACCACUCGAAGCGCGGCAUGUGGAACGCUCGCAGCAAGAAGCCUCCAAGGAGAUCUGCCAGGAAGGGACCAUUCCAGCAGACG